Molecule: messenger RNA, 918 nt
Organism: Penicillium macrosclerotiorum
Lineage: Eukaryota; Fungi; Ascomycota; Eurotiomycetes; Eurotiales; Aspergillaceae
Product: putative mitochondrial phosphate transporter Pic2
Exons: 4
Coding region: 1-918 (305 amino acids)
Biological process (GO): mitochondrial phosphate ion transmembrane transport
Cellular component (GO): mitochondrial inner membrane
Molecular function (GO): phosphate transmembrane transporter activity
Source: RefSeq, a predicted model, not a curated record
AUGAAUAUCCAAGAACGGAAGCUUCCCUUUGGGAAGAUCGAGCCCAACUCCGCCAAGUACUUCUACAGCUGUGCUUUUGGUGGAAUCAUCGGACCAACUCAUACUGCCGUAACACCAUUGGAUCUCGUGAAAUGUCGUCGCCAGGUCGAUCCCAAAAUCUACACCUCCAACAUUUCUGCAUGGCGCUCGAUCUUUGCUAAGGAGGGCCUCCGCGGGGUCUUCUUUGGUUGGUCACCCACUUUCUUGGGCUACUCGUUCCAGGGAGCCGGCAAGUACGGUCUCUACGAGUACUUCAAGUACCUUUAUGGCGAGAAUAUGUUCCCGCAGAGCAAUCGCACCCUGGUCUUUCUCGGUGCAUCGGCCUCCGCUGAGUUCUUCGCCGAUAUGGCGCUGUGCCCGUUGGAGGCGAUCAAGGUCCGCAUGCAAACAACAUUGCCGCCCUUCGCGAGUACCCUACGUGAGGGAUGGAGCCGUAUUGUCGCGAAGGAGGGAAUGAGUGGUCUGUACAAGGGUCUCUACCCGCUGUGGGCGCGUCAGAUCCCCUACACCAUGACCAAGUUUGCAACAUUUGAGGAGACGGUGAGCAUGAUCUACAAGACCAUGGGUAAGCCAAAGGAAAGCUUUGGCCAGUUGACCCAGACUGGGGUGAGCUUCCUCGGUGGAUACAUUGCGGGUAUUUUCUGCGCCAUCGUCAGUCAUCCGGCCGAUGUCAUGGUGAGCAAGUUGAAUGCCGAUCGAAAGCCUGGUGAGGGUGCUAUGAAAGCUGUCUCGCGGAUUUACGGCAACAUCGGAUUCUCGGGGCUCUGGAAUGGUCUGCCCGUCCGUAUCGUGAUGCUCGGCACCUUGACGGGCUUCCAGUGGUUGAUCUAUGACUCAUUCAAGGUCUUCUUGGGCCUUCCCACAACUGGUGGACAUUAG